Messenger RNA from Thrips palmi, 5920 nucleotides. It is a transcript of the gene Mp, whose product is annotated as collagen alpha-1(XVIII) chain. Bases 444 to 4136 code for a protein of 1230 amino acids. The record is from RefSeq and is a predicted model, not a curated record. The transcript is spliced from 31 exons. Lineage: Eukaryota; Metazoa; Arthropoda; Insecta; Thysanoptera; Thripidae.
CUCCCGACGCCGGCCGGUUGCUUGGUCGCGGCUUCGGCUUCGCGCCCUCCUACCUCCUCGCGCCGGCACCGGCAUCUCGCCGACAAGCCAACAAGGCCCUCGUGCUGGACACUCCACUCCGGACAAUCGGCAGUGCGCGGUGACGGUGACAGCGGCGUGUGAUUAGCGUGACGGUGCAUCUCGCGCUCCCGGACAGCCACGCGUGGGCGUGCGUGUGUGCGUGCGUGUGUGAGCGAAGGAGUGGAACAGUGAGUGCACACGGGGUCGCCCCUCCACGCCUGGACCCUGGACGACACCGCCCUGCCUGCCUUGCCUUGCCUGUGUGGUGCGCGCGUCAGCGCGUCAGCAACGAGGAUGGCGUCCACGCCGCCGCCACGAGGCUGAUGUGACCCGGAGAGGCGCAUUCGCAUCCAGGUGAUCCAGGUCCCGCAGCCAAGCGCGCCAUGCAGCUCUUGAGGUUGGGCGCGGCGCUGCUGCUCGCCGCGGUGGCGGUCCACUCGAGACACAGCGGUGGCGGAGUCCGAGGCGAGGAGGAAUUUUUGGGCGUGGAGCUGGGCGGCUCGGGGCGCUUGCCGCGGGACCUAGAUCGGAAAGCGAAUGGGAAUGGCUCGGACGUGGGUGGCGACGGUGGCGGCGGGAGCGGCGACGGCCCCACGGACAAGUACUCCGACUGGGGCAACGACAUCCUGUCCGCCAUCGAGAUCCCCUUCGUGGACACCAAGACGCAGUACUUCGACUACGCGCCCGACGGCUUCCCGGCCUUCGGGCUGCUGCCGGGCUCGGACGUCAAGAAGCCCUUCCGGGUGCACAUGCCGGAGCGGCUCUACCCGGAGUUCUCCAUCACGGCCAAGAUCCGGCACACGAGCCGCGAGGGUGGCUUCCUCUUCGCCGUGGUCAACCCCCUGGACACCGUGGUGCAGCUCGGCGUGCAGCUGGCGCCCGCCAGCGCGGAGGCGCCCAACCACACCAACGUGACGCUGCUGUACACGGACGUGUCCAUUCACCACUCGUCGCAGACCAUCGCCUCCUUCGUGGUGCCCUCCUUCGUGGGGCGCUGGGGCCGCCUCGCGCUCGCCGUCACCGAGUCCUCCGUCACGCUGUACUACAACUGCGAGGCCGUGGACACCGUCAACGUGGAGCGCGUCCCCAGGGAGCUGGUGUUCGACUCGGCCUCCACACUGUACGUCGGCCAGGCCGGCCCCAUCAUCAAGGGCUUCUACAACGGCUCGCUCCAGGAGCUCAAGCUGUACGGACUGCCCGGCGUGGCGGAGGUCUCCUGCGACAACCACCACCAGUUUAGCGGGUCGGGCGAGCCGGACGAGACGACGCCCCUGAACGACUUCGAGGCCAGCGGGGGCGGCGACGACGCGCUGCUCACGGGGAAUGCCAUCCUGCUGACCGACAACCUCGUGGACCAGGAGACGGGCGAGGGGAAGGAGCACGGCGGCAUGCCUCCGUUCCCGCCGCCACCGCCAGGCCCCGACGACUUCGGCGGGAUUCGCGGCCUGAAAGGGGACAAGGGUGACCGUGGUCUCCGGGGUCCUCCAGGAGAGUCGAUCCGAGGCCCCCCAGGACCGCCGGGCCCCCCCGGGCCCCCUGGGGCGUUCUACGGCAGUGGGGACGCCUUCCCAACGGACGAAGGGCGUGGCUACAGACCAAAUCAGAUGUUUGGAGCGGGAGUAGGCCCUCAGGGACCGCAGGGCCCUCCCGGCACCUGUUCCUGCAACCUCACCAACGUCCUGGGAUCCAUGAACCUGGACCUCAUUCCAGGACCUCCCGGACAAGCUGGCAUCGACGGCGCACCUGGAAUCCCUGGAGUCUCGGGCCUGCCUGGACCUCCCGGAGAAAGAGGAGCCCCUGGACCGCGAGGGGACAAGGGCGAACGCGGUGACAUCGGAGCGACGGGGCCGGAGGGCAUCCAGGGCCAGAAAGGCGAUCCCGGACGCGACGGCACACCCGGCAUUCCGGGGGCUCCGGGGCCGCCCGGGCCUCCGGGGACCAGCGAGCCCGCCGCGUAUGAUCCCAACUGGAACUCCCGCUCCGUGCUCAAGGACUCGGUGCUGGGCGGCGGCUACGGCGCCAACAUGGGCCGGCCGGGCAGCCCGGGCCCCAAGGGCGAGACGGGCGCGGCGGGCCACCCCGGCGCGAAGGGCGAGCGAGGCGUGCAGGGCUCCAAGGGCGAGCGCGGCGAGGCGGGCGCCAGGGGCGCCAAGGGCGACCGCGGCCACCAGGGCCCGCACGGGCCGCAGGGCUUCAAGGGCGAGCCAGGGUCCCCGGGCGUCGACGGCCAGCCCGGAGUCCCGGGUGACAACGGCCGGCCCGGCUCCAAGGGCGACAAGGGGGACCCGGGCACGGUCGGAGCGCCCGGCCCGCCAGGCCCGCCCGGCGUCGCCGUGUUCAACCCGGAGGAGGCCAAGUUCCUUGGCGGCGGCCCCAUGGUGCUGGGGGAGACUUCGUCGCUGCCCGGGCCGCAGGGCGAGAAGGGCGACCAGGGCAUCAAGGGCGAGAAGGGCGACUCGGGCGAGCGCGGGCCGGCGGGCAUCCCGGGCCUGAACGGCGUGCAGGGCCCGGCCGGCGAGAAGGGCGAGUCAGGCACUCCUGGGCCGGUGGGGCCGCCGGGGCUGCGGGGCGACCGGGGCGAGAGGGGCGAGCGCGGCCUGCCCGGGCCCGUCGUCACCGUGGACGGCGAGGUGAACGUGGUCAAGGGCGACAAGGGCGACUCCGGCAAGAGGGGGCGCCGCGGCAAGCCAGGCCUGCCCGGCCCUCCUGGAAAAGAUGGCACCUCGGGAGAGAUGGGCCUUCCCGGCUGGCAGGGACUGCCGGGCCGCCCGGGACGUGCGGGAAUGCCGGGUCUCGGAUUCGAAGGCCCAAAAGGGCAGAAGGGAGAACCUGGGUUAAUACCCCACCCCCACCGGCCUCGGGUUCGUGGAGAACCAGGAUUGCCUGGACCAAUGGGGCCUCCUGGACCCCCAGGUGCAAGCGGUCCUCCAGGACCUCCAGGGCCUCCUUCUGAAGUCAAGUACAUGCCUGUGCCAGGGCCGCCUGGCCCACCUGGUCCUCCCGGACCUCCUGCAUCAUCUGAAGGUCGUGGCUCCGUUUUCGGAGGAGAGCAAACACAUUCAAGGCCGGGUUCUAGGGGAGGCAUUGAAGAGCUCAACAAAGCUAUGAAGGACAUUAGAAACAGAGAUUCAGGCUACAGUUCACCAACUUCUACCGUAUAUGAAAAGUCAACCAGAAUUGUUCCUGGUGCUGUGACUUACCAAAAUAAGGAGGCCAUGACGAGUAGGUCUGCAGAAACAGCAGUAGGCACUUUAGCAUACAUCAUUGAUGAGGAAGCUUUACUAGUACGGGUCAACAAAGGGUGGCAGUAUGUUGCACUUGGAUCUGUGUUGGAUGUCACCACACCCCCACCACCAACAACCUACCAUCCACAUGUGAGACCUCCUCCAUUGGAAUCUUCAAAUCUUGUCAAUACUUACUACAUGGCAGCAGACCAGCCUGCUUUACGGAUGGCUGCACUGAAUGAACCUUAUUCUGGAGACAUGCAUGGAGUUCGAGGUGCAGACCAUGCGUGUUACCGACAAGCCCAGAGAGCCAACAUGCGUGGUACAUUCAGAGCUUUUAUUUCGUCUCGAGUUCAAGAUCUUGAUUCGAUUGUUCGCCCUGCUGAUAGGAAUCUUCCAGUGAUAAAUACAAGGGGUGACGUUCUUUUUAAAUCAUGGAAAGAAUUAUUUGCUGGGAAGGGAGGAUUCCUUCCGCAGCAGCACAAAAUUUAUAGUUUCAAUGGAAGAGACAUUUUGAAUGAUUUUGCCUGGCCUGAGAAAGUUGUAUGGCAUGGGGCUCACAUGUUGGGUGAGCGUGCAAUGGAUGCAUAUUGUGAUUCUUGGCAUUCAGACAGUUCUGACAAAGUUGGACUUGCAUCAUCACUAUUAAGAGGGAAGCUUCUAGCUCAAGAACGGUUUACUUGCAAUCAUCGGUUUGCUGUUCUGUGCAUAGAAGCUGUAAAUCCAAAUCUAUACAGAAGACGGCGAAGAAGUAUUGAACUGACAGAAGAAAGUGAGGAAGAUGAUGAUUUUCUUGAUGAAGAUGAGUAUCAAGACUUUUUAAAAACACUAAUGGAUGAUGAAGAACAGUAGGAACUAGCGAGAUAUUGAGAGAUACUAGUCCUUAUGGCAAUUGAUUUUUGAAGGGCAUAGUGAUGAAGUCCUUGACAAAAUUGGAUACUGCCAGCUUGUAAAAUUCAGUUGCCUCAGUUAAAUGGACAACCAAUUUUUAAGGAAGAGGCUUUGAGUUGUGGAGUCAUUUGUGUUAAAAAAUAGAGACAUGUUUUAGUCUUUUUAUAAAAAAAAUAAGUGUCUCUCGUCCGUCCUCAUCCUUCUUUCUUGAUACUAUUUCAUCUUCAUAUCAUAAAGUUGAAAGAAAGUAAAUUUGAGAAAUGGAUUUUGGAAGCUAAAGUGAAAUAGAAAAAAAAUUUGAAGGUCUGUUUUAACAUGCUUCCUUCUUACUGUGUGUGCAUGUGUAUGUGUGCGUAUGUGAAAAGUAUCUUUACUGAUUGGAACACUUUGACAAGAAAUAAGAGCUGCAAUACACACAAAGUGAAUCUUCCAAUAAUUACUCUCACAUUCCUUCCUUGCAUUUCUGUGGGUGAGCUCAAAACCUGCCUUCAAGACUUAUUUCUCCAUAUUUUUAACUGCCAGUGGCAAGGUCAUAAUACCAGAAAAUAAAUGGAUGAAAAACCUGUUUUUUUUUUCAUUCCUGUGGAUUAUUAUGUAUUACUGUUAAACGUGGCUUUCAAAGUUAGAGAAUUACACUAAUAUCCUGAACUAGACAGAAUGAUAAUAUCUAAUUUCUUUCUCUAUCACAUUUUCUUGUUUUGAUUUGAUGUAGAUGUUUUAAUAAUGUGUUGUAAUAAGAUGUCCUGUUCUAAGUAACUCUGUUACAAUGGUCUAGUCAUACCUAACUUAUUGUACCUAUAGUAAUUUUUGAAGUCGGCAGGAGUUGAUGUAUUAAAGUUGUUGUAUAGUCCAUAUUGUUGAUGUAAGAAUUUUCUUAUAAAAUUAAUAUUUAAAGUAAGUGGUAAGAGUAAUUUGUUAAAUUAGCUGUUGAAGGGUUACCAUACACCAGUGGAAACAAAUCAAGGAUAACUUUUAUAGCAACAUUACAUGAGCUAUAUGCCAAUAUCAUCUUUCCUCAAGACUGAAAAGCCCCAGGACUAUCAGUACUACAUCAGGUGUUUAAAUCCUGUACAAUUAUAGUAUAGAGCCAAUGAUUUGUUAUCUCAUUUGGCUGUUCCACUAAAGAAAACCAAGAACAUACAAGAGCUUGUUUCAAUCAAAGUAGGUUGGCAAAUUGCAAAAUCUGGCCAGUAAAGUGAUUUACAAAUGAAGGUAGACUUAACAAUUUAAAUUUGUGACAUUGCUUGAGGGUAGGUCCCACUUUGCACUUCUAGAGUGUGUCAAGAGAAAAACUUCACUUACUCUGUAAGUUCUAUCAAGUAGAUAUAGGGAAACUGAUGCAUUUCAUUAAAUUAAAUUACUUUCCUUCAAAAAUCUAAAUUGUUAGUGGUUAACGGUGCCAUAUGACACUGCCCGAGAAAAGAGAACUAGUACGUUUAAGGCCAACAGAUGAUUCCUCUGUUGAUAGAAUACACAACACACCAAACCAGGUUGCAGUGAAUUAGCCUGGAAGGCAGAAACAUUACAUUAAAGUUAAGAUUCACUGUCACGAGGUUUCUUUAAGUGAGGCUUUCAUUCUUUCUGCGUAUGAAUAACUUUCAAGCAUCUUGAAAUCGAUGUACCAAAGAAAACAUGUUUCGUCCUUUUAACUCUGAGCUAAAUUUGAAAUUCUGAGUGUCUGUCUUACAAGUCUUAGACGAGUAGGAUCAAUUGUAUUCAAAUUCCAAUAAAUAAUCACAAAGUUU